UGGCUGAGCCUGAAUCCCAUAUUUAGCUUUUUAGUUAUUGCUAUACCAAUAAUAAAUAAAACGUGUUUCUUUAUAUUAAAGUGCGAUAUACUAUUUAAAAAAUAUAUAACCAUAUUAGAAGUCUACCUAUAUUAAUUACAAUUUACAAUCUAAGUUUCAUCACAUUUCAAAUCGACAAGUUUUUGAAAACAACAACAAUGACUGAAUCAACAGCUACGCCAAUUGAAGGAUGGUCAAAGGAGGAGAAAUUUAACUUAUUGCGCGCUAUGAGAGAAUUCGGUUCUCAGGACAUUGAAAAGAUACAAGGUUUUAUGUUUAGCAAAAGUUAUGAAGAAAUAUCUGGAGCUAUAGAAUAUUACAGAUCCAAAGCUUUUCAAAAUCCUAACGUCAAAAAAAAAAGAGAGAAGCGGAAGUUAAAUACUUCUACUACACCCUUAGGGCAUUGGGCUUCAGCUCUAAUGGAUAAUAAGGGUUAUGAAGAAUUAAGAACGGACAUAUCAACUGCUCUUAGGUUGGUGGCUGAGUUUGAAGAAAGGUCUCCAAAAACUUGCACAGAGCAGUAUAAUUUUGGAGCGGUAUACCAAGCAUUGGCAAAUGCUUUAGAUGGGAGAGUAUUGUCUGAUGACCAAAAAGUAAAUACUUUGAUAGAGAAAUGUUUAAUUGAUACAGCCAUUUUUAGCAAAGCAUUUAAAACAACUGGUUUUGUCAAGGAUGUGAUUAAGGAUAUGAAUUUGACUGAAUCUAUAGAUGAUAUAGUGGUUCUAAAGGCAAGUGAUGACAGUGACCUUGCAAACAUAAGACAUAUAAUUAGUCACAAAGCAUAUAAUCCUUUGAAUAUAUCUAUAAAUGAUCUUCAGUGUGGUAAAAAAUAAUAUAAGUACACAAUUUCAUACAUUAUUAUAUAAAUUUUUUGGAAACCAAUUUUGUUUUAAUUGUAAAAACAGGCCAUAUUGCACAAAUACACAAUUAAAUAUCAA
Messenger RNA from Pieris napi, 977 nucleotides. RefSeq lists its product as uncharacterized. Lineage: Eukaryota; Metazoa; Arthropoda; Insecta; Lepidoptera; Pieridae. The record is from RefSeq and is a predicted model, not a curated record. Bases 198 to 872 code for a protein of 224 amino acids. The transcript has a single exon.